UGUCUCUCUUGUUUGCCAAUUUUUUCUCUAAGGCAGGGUUUUUUAACUUUGACACUAUUGACAUUUUGGACUGGUUAAUUCUUUUUUGUAGGGGACUGUUCCAUGCAUUUGUAAGAUGUUUAGCAGUUCCUGGCCCUAACCUACUAGAUGUCAGCAGCACCCGUCUCCAGUUGUGACAAACAAAAAUACCUCUAGACAUUGAUAAAUGCCCCCUCGGGGGAAAAUUGCCUCCAUUUGAGAACUACUACUCUGAAGAAUAAAAUAGCAUAUGGCAAAUAAAAGACACUCACCAAAUAUUUUUGGAUUGACUGAAGACAGGAAAGAACAGUCUUCCACAAAAUGUACCACUUGUGAUGCUUUGAAUAUCUAGGGAAUCGUCAUCCAGGGACCUGCCAGAAACCACAAGAAAACAUGGGGAGGGUUUUCCUCACGGGAGAAAAAGCCAAUUCCGUAUUAAAACGCUACCCAAGAGCUAAUGGGUUUUUUGAAGAAAUAAGACAGGGCAACAUUGAGCGUGAGUGCAAAGAAGAAUUCUGUACAUUUGAAGAAGCAAGAGAAGCUUUUGAAAAUAAUGAAAAAACUAAGGAGUUUUGGAGCACCUACACAAAAGCGCAACAAGGGGAGAGUAACCGAGGAAGUGACUGGUUUCAAUUUUACCUUACCUUUCCAUUAAUCUUUGGCCUCUUCAUUAUCCUCCUUGUCAUUUUCCUAAUCUGGAGAUGCUUCCUAAGAAACAAAACUCGUAGACAGACAGUGACUGAAGGCCACAUUCCUUUCCCUCAGCACCUUAAUAUUAUCACCCCACCCCCCCCACCAGAUGAAGUGUUUGACAGCAGUGGAUUGUCUCCAGGCUUUCUGGGAUACGUAGUUGGGCGCUCAGAUUCCGUCUCUACUCGCCUGUCCAAUUGUGAUCCCCCACCAACCUAUGAGGAAGCUACUGGCCAGGUGAACCUGCAGAGGAGUGAAACAGAACCUCAUUUAGACCCACCCCCGGAGUAUGAGGACAUAGUCAACUCCAACUCAGCCAGUGCCAUUCCUAUGGUGCCUGUGGUCACCACCAUCAAAUGAAGCUGCAAACUUCUUUUUACUCUAAUCAUUUUUAAAAUACUAAUGAAAGAACUUUCUAGCACUUUACCACUACAUAAAUGUUCAUUGACUUAUUUUAUUGGACUCUUACAGCAUACCACUUCAUACUUUCUGGUUUUAUUUUCUUUAGUUUUGUUUCUUGUUGUAGAAUCAUUAUCCAUGCUCAUUUUUGCUAGGGGAAAUAUAUGAACAGGGAAAACACUAACGGGGUCUUUCUGUGAUGUGAUGAGACAUACAUGUAAGUGUAUAUAUGUGUGUAUAGGCAUAUAUACAUAUGUAUGUAUCAACACAGUAUAUGUAAAACUGUCUUAAAAAUCCAUUAACUUCUACCUAAAUCACCUGGAAAGAGAGCAUUACUCACCAAAAUUGCAAAACAAGGGUACCAAGAAUUUGUGUAAUAGCCAGUGACAUGCUGUAGAUUUUUGCAAACUGGAUAUACUUAGCAUGUUUUCUAAUUCUGACUGGCUUUUGUUAACUUGAUAAUUCUUCAUCUACCUUAAAAAGAAAAAAAUUACACAUACUCAUUCUUGAUGUUAGAAAGAGAAAGAGUGUGUGUGAGCAAUAAUGCGUAAGCUACUGAUAACUUGCUUACAGCAGAUAGCAAUAAGGUCUUUGGUAGCAUUCCGCUUGUUUUGUAAUAGGGAUUUUCUUUUUGGUUGACCUCUCCCCCCCGACUUCCAAAAUUAAACAGUGUUUUCUUAGCAUCUUGAAUAUCUCCUGUGGUGUAUAUUAACAUCUUGAUGAGACAGAUUUCCAGGCAAUGAAGUAAUUUCUAAAAUGGAUAUAUGUGUGGAUUAAUAAUAGGCAGUAGAUACCCAUUACUCCUUUACUCAUGAAUGGUAAAAUUAUUCUCACUGUUUUAUUGCCUUUUACUGUACAUUCUACACUCUCUCCUACUGCCACAGAAUUUUCAAGCCCUUAAGAGUUUAGUUAAAAUAAAAUUUUUGAAAUUAUUUUCUUAAUAUUUUUAUAUAGGCUGAUGUCUUUGCCUCAAGAUUGUUAAGAGGUAAUUUUCCAUUAAAUUAUGAACUGUGAUUUUUAUAUUGCUCUCCAAUUGGUAUAAGAAGAUUGCAAAGUCCGUGUUAUGCUAGGUUCACAAUAAAUCUAGUAAUAGCCCCACACAGAUCUCAUCAUUGUUGCGACUUCCUUUUGUAUUUUCAUCAGGUAUUUUUUUAACUGCAGUGUUUUUACUUUUUUCUUGGAGCAGAGAGAACAGGCUGUCAAUGGGUUGCCAACAUAAGCUGGCUGAGAAAUAAAAGAAAACAAGACAGUUGUAUCAUAAAGUUUCAUUUUGUAUGCACUGAUGGCAAAUUCAUUAGGUCAGUUAAGGGAAAUGUUUGUACCACUUCCAAACCUUUUCAGCGUUGGAUAAAAUGAUUGAUGAGGCAGGCAGAAGGAAUAUAGGCUUCAGGUGUGUCAUUUCCUGCUGCUUCCAGCUCCAUCCCUACGGACGCCUCCCCCAGUCCUGCCCUGGAACCAAAGGAAGGAGUAACACUGAGGGGAAUCCUGAAGUAGGAGUCAGAUGACCUGAACUCAGAUCUCCUCCAUCACAUACUUGUCACCACUGUACCUUGAGCAAGAACCAUAUCUGACCCUCAACCUCCUCAACUCUAAAAUGGGGAUAAUAUCAUCUUUACAAGGAUCAAAUGAGAUGGUAUAUAUGUAAGAAAUUUGUAAAAUGUGAAGAGCUAUCUACACUAAGUUCGUAAUGUUAUUAUUAUUGUGCUUCAAGGAUAAUUUUCCCGUUUUCCUAAAUUGUAUGAGAUCUUUCAGUGGGCUGUUAGAGAAUCCCUGUCAUGCUCUGGUCUAUUCUGAAAAUGUGCCAACUGAAAGAUGAUAGCCCAUGCAGCACAAACAGGUUUAAGCAAAUGUUGGAAAGGGAACUAAGGCAUGUGUGCUUAGUUAAUAGGUUUAGCAGCUUUCAUGGACUAAAAAUGAUUGAUUAUAUCUUGACCCUGGUCUCAGAAAUGGCAUUUUUAGUUUUGCCAUGAGCACACAUCAAUCUUUGGCUUCUAUUUAAAGCUAAAGGUAGAAGUGUUUGACCCAGUGAACUGUGUAUGUAUGUGUGGGGUAUUUUUUUGUUUAUUUUUAAAUAAAAAUUAAGACACCUUUUGUGUGGACAUUUUUUUGUCUUUAAUGUCAGGCUUUAGAUUAGAUCAGCAGUUGUCAAAGCAUCGCCCGUGGACCCCUGGGUUCCUUGAGAGCCUUUCAGGGGGGACUAUGAGAUCAAAAUAUUUUUAUUAUAAUGUGAAGACAUUAGCUUUUCACUCUAUCUCAAAAAAAGUGUUGCAAAUGUAAAACAUUGCCAUCUUCUCACAAAUCUCUUUUUCUGUUUUUGAAAAUAUGGCUAUUUUUCAUAAAAUGUUAUUUGUGUUAGCAUGUAAUGGGUUUAUUAUGUUUAAAUAAAUUAAUACUUUAAAAUUUUUCAGUUUUUUUUUAGUAUGGUAAAUAUUGAUAGAUAUAAACCUCAUGAACAAAAGCACUUUGGCAUCCAGAUCCUCAAUAAAUGUUAAGGGAAUAAAGGGGUCCAGAGACCAAAAGUUUUAGAGCUACAGGAUUAGACAUAGGAGAAGGAUAUUCUGUUACUAAGUGUGAUUCCUUGCAACUUUAUUUUACAUUUUAAACUCCUGAUAUUGGAUAUAAUGCUGCCUUUUAGAGACACUUGAAUUGCAGUAUCAGAAUGAAUGUUGAUGUUUGAAGCCAAAAAGCCAAAUGCUUAAACUGAUCAAUGACUAUAGCUUUUUAGACUGUUGGUCAAAUAACAUACUACUUCACAGUAACAGCUUUAUCAGCCAUAGAUCUCAUGGUGGCUGCUGCAUGAUAAUGAUAGGAUAAACAAAAUACCACUGUCUUCAAGAAACAUUAUCUUAGGUUUGUUUGUUUGGUUUGAGUUUGAUUUGGCUUUUAUAUUUUUUAAAAUCCCUUUUGCUACCCCAUCUGGUUUUAUAAACUAAGUUUCUUAGCAUUUGUUAAAAUUAAGGGGUUUGUUUGGAAUAAUAUAUAUUUUUUAUGCUUUUGCCUUUCUUACCUGAUUGAUAUUUCAUUCACCUUUGAUUGUUUUUUAAAAGUUUAUUUUUACAGAAUAUAUUUAGUACCUUUCUUAAGGAGUAACUGAAUUGAAUCAACCAGUUUGCAUUUAAAUAAAAGAACAGGCUCAAUGGUCUUCUUGUGGAAUGGUUUACACGUCUGCAUGUGCAGUAGUUGUGUCUGGAAUCCUAGAAUUGGCACUUUCUGCCUCUCUGCUCUAAAGGUCACAAUAAAUUAUACUUGCUUAAAGUAAAUAUAAUGAUUUCUUCUUUUCCUAUUGACCAGUACAGAUAGAGAUGUUGUGUUUGUUUCAUUUUUAAUGAUGACUUCAAGAUUGAUGAUCUGAUCCAGUAACUGUGGAGGUAGCUUUAACUUGGUUCUGUGUAAAUAGUAUGUAUUUUCUUAUAAUAUUUCACAUUUUAAGAUGCUUGGUUUACAUUAAAUUAUGGUAUUUAACUUUUUAUGUUUAUACUAGGUAGGGUCUUUCUUAUAUUUCUGUGUUUUUGGUAUGCUAAAUAAAGCUAUUUUUAAACCCAA
This is a messenger RNA of Macaca mulatta (Rhesus monkey), 4650 nucleotides long. It is a transcript of the gene PRRG1, whose product is annotated as proline rich and Gla domain 1. Gene Ontology annotation, molecular function: calcium ion binding. Gene Ontology annotation, cellular component: extracellular region. The record is from RefSeq and is a predicted model, not a curated record. Lineage: Eukaryota; Metazoa; Chordata; Mammalia; Primates; Cercopithecidae.